This is a messenger RNA of Diaporthe amygdali, 1365 nucleotides long. RefSeq lists its product as uncharacterized. The record is from RefSeq and is a predicted model, not a curated record. The coding region runs from base 1 to 1365 and encodes 454 amino acids. The transcript has 2 exons. NCBI's taxonomy places the organism in Eukaryota, Fungi, Ascomycota, Sordariomycetes, Diaporthales, Diaporthaceae.
AUGGCUCCUCUCAUCCUACACAAUGUCCCCGACGAGGAGCAGUACAUCGGCGAGGAUGGAGUUCAGAGACCUUACGCAAUGAUAUGGCCACAACAAGACGGCAAUCCCACCAAUGUUCGAGCACGACGUGGAGCUCCCGAGACAGGAGCCUUUGGCAAGUCGACGCGACGCUCAAGAUCAAAGACAGCCACGCCAGCAAGACGCGAAGACCCAACAAUACAAUCAGCCGGCAAAGUCUUCGCCGCCUUCUUCGAGCAGCAGUCCUCACAAGGCGGAGAGCAGGCAGAGGAGCCGUCCUCAGCAACACCACGACAACGACGAGCCUCCAACGUCCAGCCCCUCAUCCCCCCAUCGACCUCAACCAAAGACCUCGCAGACGACGCCGCAGCGACAGCCGCGCCCGCGACGGCCCGCAACAUUCCCAACGUGCCCACCGAGGUCAUCCUCCGCGGCUUCAAGCACACCGACCAGCAGUACGCGGCCAUCAACCACUACGAGCAGAUCGCGGGCCGCAUCUGCGAGGACUACCCUCGCGACCCGCCCUUCGAGAUCCGGCGGUACAAGUCCGAGCUGCGCGACCCGGCCUUCUCGCGGCGGCGCGGUCUGACGGCGGAGGAGCGCGCCAAGGUGAACCGGGCGGACGGCGGCUCGCACUGGGUCAAGGUGACGUUCGAGUCGAGCCAGGCGGCCGAGGCGGCGCUGUUCUCGAGCCCCCAGGCCAUCCUGGGCCACCUGGUCUACGCGGAGCCGUACCGCGGGCUGCCGCCCUUGCGCGACGAGCCCGUCCCCGACGCCACGACCGCGGCGCUGGGCGACGAGGUUCCCGCGGGCUGGAGGCGCCCGGGCCACGGCGGCAACAGGACGGCGGGCGAGCUGCGGAGCACCUUCCCCGGAGGCGGGCUGCCGGGCGAGGUCGUCGCGGCCGACGACGCAAUGGACAUGGACAUGUCGCCGCCGCAGUCGCAGGCCAGCAGCCGUACCGUCGAGAGUGGCACCGUCAACGGCUCGUCGUUGACAUCCAACAACACGCUGACGGCGCAGGAUCAGCUUCAGGUGGCAGCAGCGGCACCAGCCGCCCCCGAGAACAGCGUGUAUUGUAGGAGGAUACCGACUGCGCGGAAGGUGGUGCUCCUGCCGGCCGAGCAGGCGCUUCUGCCGCAGCAGUCGUACGCCCAGAGGCUGCUGACUCGCAUCCCCUUCAUCAAGUGGUUCAGCGGGUCUAUGAUCGGGAACGAGGUGCCGCGGACGCAGGAGGGCGAGUUCGACUGGGUUAAUGCGUCACUGUACUGGAAGCUCAUCUGCUGGCUGGACCUGGUGUUCCGGCUGUUUGGUGGGGAGAUCGUUUCCCCUGACAAGGAUGAUUGA